UUGGGUAAAUCGCAAGGUAUGUUCGGAGAUGCAAUUGAAAACACAACGUGGCAGCAUGGAAGUUUGAUUAGCAAACAGAAUUCUGUUUUUCCUAUCCCUCGCAAAUCUCUCUUCCCUUAUGGUACCUGUCCUUCUCCGUUUUCCUCCGAAAAAAGAAACCUACUUCUCAUGCCAAAUCCAUCGUAACCAGACAUUCAGUUUCUUUUCUUUUCUCUUUUGUUUUCUUUGUUUCAGAUCCUCCCUUUUGCCAAAACGUUUGUCCUAGCUUCAUUGGAGAACAAAACGGCAAAUUCUUCAUCUGGAAUGGAUGUGAAGGAUGAGUGCAAGCUGAAGUUCUUGGAACUAAAAGCAAAGCGGAAUCAUCGGUUUAUUGUGUUCAAGAUUGACGAGAACACACAACAGGUGAUCGUAGAGAAGCUGGGGAAUCCGGAAGAAACUUAUCAAGAUUUCACCAACUCCUUGCCUGCUGAUGAAUGCCGAUAUGCUGUCUUUGAUUAUAAUUUCACCACCAAUGAGAAUUGUCAGAAAAGCAAGAUUGUCUUCUUUGCAUGGUCACCUGACACAUCAAGCGUGAGGAGUAAGAUGCUUUAUGCAAGCUCCAAGGACAAGUUCAAGAGACAGUUGGACGGGAUUCAAGUUGAGUUGCAAGCAACUGAUCCCAGUGAGAUGAGCUUGGACAUCGUCAGAGGCCGAGCUCUCUAAUCAUUCCAAUGACUCUCUGAAACUCAUCCCUUCAACUUCCUAGUGAGACUCCCUAGCAACAAAAUGGGCUGACCGUUCGUUAACAGAACACAGUCAGUACUAGAAUUGGGCUGACCGUUCGUUAAUCGGGCCUGUUCUUAGUAUCCAUGGGUUGGGCUCUUUUAGUCUGUCUCACAUUCUUCUUUCGUGAUUUUAUAUUUUAUUAUUACUUUAUUUUGUUUUUAAAUAAUUUUAUCGAUCGUAUUGGUGUCACAGUGAUACUAAACAGUCAAUUUCAUUAUAUUAUAUAACAUAGAUACUUCGACCACUUGAGCAAGUAAAGAAUCCAAAUUCUAAGCCAUCCCAAUUAUUAUUUUUUUUAU
Molecule: messenger RNA, 1064 nt
Organism: Durio zibethinus
Lineage: Eukaryota; Viridiplantae; Streptophyta; Magnoliopsida; Malvales; Malvaceae
Source: RefSeq, a predicted model, not a curated record